Puntigrus tetrazona (Sumatra barb) is the source of this 3690-nucleotide messenger RNA. It is a transcript of the gene ptgir, whose product is annotated as prostaglandin I2 receptor. Gene Ontology annotation, biological process: negative regulation of smooth muscle cell proliferation; adenylate cyclase-activating G protein-coupled receptor signaling pathway; positive regulation of cytosolic calcium ion concentration. Gene Ontology annotation, molecular function: prostacyclin receptor activity. The record is from RefSeq and is a predicted model, not a curated record. Gene Ontology annotation, cellular component: plasma membrane. The transcript is spliced from 3 exons. NCBI's taxonomy places the organism in Eukaryota, Metazoa, Chordata, Actinopteri, Cypriniformes, Cyprinidae. Bases 405 to 1508 code for a protein of 367 amino acids.
UCUACCUUCCCGUCGAGCGGGAGGUAUAAAUAGACCCAGCGCGUUUCUUAGUUUUGUUUAGCUUGGACCGUAUUGAGUAGUAAUCAAAAAUUGUAAAGCUGCCGGUUAGAACUUGACAGACUAAUAGCUAAACUAUUAAACGAGCGAAUUCUAGUAAAGAAACGGGAUCCCGGAGACCUAGCAAUAUCGACUUCGCUUUUGAUAUUAUGUUCGUGACUGAAAUAAUCCAUAUAUGUUGGUCAGCGCGCGUUGCGGUCGCGAGGGAUGGCCGCGCGCGGCAGUGAUGGACGCUCCGUGGACAGAUACUCAAAGAAAAGGAACCGAAGGUUAUUCAUCAUAGACAAAGUUGCCGUUGCCCGAUCCCUGUGCCUGGGCUCGGGGUUCAAGGGCAGGACUGUCUGAACAUGCUGUCAAACAACUCAUGCGAGAACAUUACCAGUAUCGAUGUGAACGGGAAUCCGUUGAUGAGCACUCUGAUGUUCAUCGCUGGGGUGGUUGGGAACCUGAUGGCUCUGGCCAUCCUGGGAGUCCACCAGAAAGAGCGUCGCACCAAGUCUUCGGUCUUCUGCAUUCUCGUGACAGGCCUGGCUUUGACAGAUCUGCUCGGAACGUGUUUACUCAGUCCACCGGUUUUCAUUUGUUAUGCCCAGAAAAAAUCCUUGGUGGGCCUUAUGGGAGAUUUGUGGCUGUGCAGACUCUUCGCCUUCGCCAUGACGUUCUUCGGCUUGGCUUCUAUGCUCAUACUGUGUGCAAUGGCGGUGGAGCGGUGCCUCGCCAUCAGUCACCCGUACUUCUACUCCAAACACGUGCGGCGCAGCUUCGCUAAGAUCGUCCUCUUCCUCAUCUAUCUCUUUACCUUCAUGUUCUGCUUGCUGCCGUUCUUCGGAUACGGACGGCACAAGCAGUACUGUCCGGGCACGUGGUGCUUCAUCAAGAUGGAGGCAGAAGGAGAGGGUGAGGAUGAGGAGAGGAGAACACUUACCUUCUCGCUUUCCUACUCUGUGCUUAUGGCGCUGCUCAUUGCCGUGGUGUUCUUGUGCAACGGUUCGGUCAUCGUCAGCUUAUGCCGCAUGCACAGGAGCCAGCUGAUGCGACGGGGUUCGGUGGUGUCGGCUGGAAGAAAGCGGAGGCUGAGCACCUGGUUUGGACAGGGAGAGGAAGAAAUGGACCACUUGCUGCUGCUGGCCUGCAUGACUCUCAUCUUCGUCAUUUGCUCCUUGCCGCUGACUAUCUGUGGCUUUUUGAACGCUAUUAGCCCGGUUGGGAAUGAUCAACAAAACCUAAUGGCUUUCCGCUUCACUGCAUUUAACCCCAUCUUGGACCCCUGGAUCUUCAUCAUCUUCCGUAAGGCGGUCUUCCACCACAUCCGGGCAUUCUUCCGCUGCUGCUUCCCCAGAGACUCGGUGAAGACCACAGCUCAAAACUCCCUGGCCUUCCCCAUGCAGGCUGGAGACCCCAAUCACAGCUCCAGCAUCCAGACUAAGAUGUACUGCAGCCUCCCCCAGUGAGGCCUCGAUGAGCAACAAUGCACUGCAUGUAAUGACAUAUAACAAGAAGAUGAGCCUAAAAAGACUGCCUGAAUGUAUCUAAGAACCAAAUAUAAAAGCAUGAAUGUCAAAGGACCUGCUCCCUCUCCAUCGACGAUGGAGGGGAAAUAUUUUGUAAACGUCAACUGAUGCCCAUCACUAAACAAGCUCUUUUGCGCAACAGAAAAUGAACAGACUGUGAAGACAUAAACCAACCAAUGUCCAUUUGGGCAACUGCCACAUGAGCGUAGUAAUAAUCAACAGAUGAACUAUGAAAAGAUGAAGCCAACCGCCAACUUGCUCAGUAAUAGACUAAUGGAAGAGGAAGUCUUAAUAAUUUAUAGCGGAGCCAAAAGUGUGUCGGUUUUACGCAACCCCAAACUACAAUGCCAAGGGUGUACCAAUAUACAUACAGCAUUUGUUUUCAUAAACUGAAGGAAGCAGUUAAAGCGUCAAAGAGCGAAGGCAAUUUUUCAGAGAAGUUAUUUAGCUUAUUAAUUGCUGAUAUUUCAGCAAAUCAGACACUGUGCAAUUUAGAAUUAAUUCACCACUAAAAAGUGAGAAACAAUGUUAAAGAUAACUAUGGAUACCGGGAAACGAUUUCAGAUGUUAAAAGACUAUUUGGUAACUAUAACACAGUUUUUGGAAGAGUGCCUUUUAGUUGAAAAUUACAUUUCACUUAUUUCAUAGAGAUAUGCAAGUAUAGCUCAUUUAAUUUAACUGUAAUAAUUUAAUGUAAAUAAUACAAAUAAAUGACUGUAAGAUUGUAUCAUAACCAGGUGUGAUAUUAAAGAAUAGCUGUGUCGUACAAGGGUUUGUACCAAUAAGAUAGCACUGUGGGGGCGGGGCUUCCCAGCCACCAAACAUAGAAAUCAAGCGAUUGGUUUGAUUUAAAAAUGGACUUGGAAGAGAUGGCUUUUAUCUCUAGAUGCUUUAGCGUGUCACGUCUGUUAGUAUACGGUUAGAGGAAAGACUUCUGUAUAGUGUAAAUACAAUUGACCAUGCAGUAUGUUUUCAAUUCAGAUGAUGUAUACAGUUUAAACCAUCCUUAAACAAUGUCUGCUUUCAAAGCUACUGAUAUAACCCGAAAUGUUUCAUAGACAAACAUGGACAUCUGCCUUUUAAAAUACAUAUGGCACGGUAUAUGAUUAUUGUAAACAUUUAGACGCUAGCUAAAACUGCCGCUGUAGUAUAGUACAUAUAGUCCGUUAUAUAACGUGGAUACCAAACGCACACAGUUUCAUUAUAUGCUUUACUAAGGUCAUUCUCAGGAAACAUUGCAAGAAAAAAAUAUUUCAUUUGAAAAUUUUACUGUGAAAUCUUAAAUAAAAUUAUUUUGCCAGCUAUUUUGCCAGCUUAGGCCCAAAAUAUUUAGUUAUUAUUUUGUUAAAUUGUUAUUGGUUAUUUAUUAUUUAUACAUAUAGCCCUAUGACUAACCAUAAAGUGGUACUUGAUUUGAACUUUAGCACAGUACGUUUGUAAUUUAUUUAUAAUUUCAAUAAAUAGCUGAAUAUUCUAGUAGUACUCCUCAGUUUUGUUGUGCCUUGUUAUAAAUUCUAUUUUUAAAAAUAGAAUAGAUGAUAUUUUAAUUUCAAUAAAAGCAGAACAUUUUAUUCGAAUGAACUAUCAGUGUUGAAAAGGAACAUCACUUUUUUUUUAUAUAUAUAUUUUAUUUUAAAUGUGUUUAUUUUAAAUUCAAGGCAUGAAGAAAAAAAAACUGUAAUAGGAUAACAUUACACAAAUGUUUUUUUUCCCUCCGAGAAUGACUCAUUAACAGUCUGUACUUACUACUACUAACAGAUCUGACAUAACAGGCCGUUUAAAUUGACUUCCUCACCGUGUUGGACAUAAGGGUGCAGCGACUGCAUGCAUGAUUUGAAUCGUGAUAUCAUACUGUGUGUUUUAAUGUUUCGUUGCGCAGUGCUUGGUGUACAUUGGUUUUGUUCCUGCAGUGUUGACUCAAGCUAGAAACAAUUGAGACUUAGUAAAGAACACAACACCCUGUCCAAACAAACAUCAGUCUUUGUCUGUUUCCUCAAGCGUGGAUAAUAGAUAUAGCGUUUUAUAAAAAAAAACACAUUGCGCAAGUUUGGAGUUCGAUGUGAGGUCCAGUGAGAAAUGAAGCACAGCUUCCAAAUAUGAGCGCUUCUCUGGUUUCACGUCA